AUGCAAACAGCUGAUCCCAAGACUUACAAGCCACUCAAGCAAAUUGAUAAAAACUAGAGAGGAUAUGGAUUAAAAUAAAUUGCCUAAAUGACUCUUGGUUCAGGCAAUAUGUUGUUGGCAGUUGAAUUACCAAAUGGGGAAGACUUAAAUGAAUGGUUGGCUGUCAACACAAUCGAAUUUUAUAAUGAGAUUUCAAUUCUAUAUGGUACACUCGUAGAAUUCUGCACUCCUGAACUGUGUCCAAUCAUGUCAGCUGGCCCCAAAUAUGAAUAUCUGUGGGCAGAUGGAUAGAAUGUUAAAACUCCUCUCAAAGUCUCUGCUUCGGAAUACAUCGAUUAUUUAAUGACUUGGGUGGAGAACUAACUCAAUAAUGAUUCUUUGUUCCCAUGUUAAAUUGGAAUUCCCUUUCCAAAAACAUUCUUAUCUGUCGUUAAGGUUAUUUUUAAGAGAUUGUUUAGAGUUUAUGCACAUAUUUAUCACUCCCACUUUCAGCAUAUUAUGGCACUUGAAUUGGAAUACCAUUUGAAUACUUGUUUCAAGCAUUUCAUAUAUUUCAUUGAUGAAUUCAAACUAGUUGAAGAUAAGGAACUCGCUCCUUUGGCAGAGCUGAUUCAGUAAUUCAAAGCAAGAAAGGAAAAUCCAACCAUGAAUUAGGGUGUGUGA
Messenger RNA from Paramecium tetraurelia, 663 nucleotides. RefSeq lists its product as uncharacterized. Gene Ontology annotation, cellular component: cytoplasm; nucleus. Gene Ontology annotation, biological process: positive regulation of protein phosphorylation; signal transduction. The record is from RefSeq and is a predicted model, not a curated record. NCBI's taxonomy places the organism in Eukaryota, Ciliophora, Oligohymenophorea, Peniculida, Parameciidae. The transcript has 4 exons. Gene Ontology annotation, molecular function: protein kinase activator activity.